Rhinolophus ferrumequinum (greater horseshoe bat) is the source of this 1599-nucleotide messenger RNA. It is a transcript of the gene GCKR, whose product is annotated as glucokinase regulator. Gene Ontology annotation, molecular function: carbohydrate binding; fructose-6-phosphate binding; enzyme inhibitor activity. Gene Ontology annotation, cellular component: mitochondrion; nucleoplasm; cytosol. Gene Ontology annotation, biological process: response to fructose; glucose homeostasis; negative regulation of glucokinase activity. The record is from RefSeq and is a predicted model, not a curated record. Lineage: Eukaryota; Metazoa; Chordata; Mammalia; Chiroptera; Rhinolophidae.
AUGCUGGGCACAAAACGGUUUCAACAUGUGAUUGAGACCCUAGAGCCUGGCAAAUGGGAGUUGUCUGGGGAUGAGGCAGCAGUGCCAACCAUGGAGAAGUCAAACCCACCGACCUGGGACCUGGACAAAACAGAUACUGAGCAAAUUGUGAUUGCUGGGCAGUGUGAUGCUGAGAUCUUCUAGGCGGAGGGCCAAGCCAUGCCCCCAUACCAGAGAAUCAGUUCUGACUCCACGGUACAAGUGGCUGGAAAAUUUCAAGAAGUGCUCAAGGAGCCCGAGGGGGGGGGGCUGGCGGUGCUGAGUGAAGGGGGCAUGUCUGGAAGGAUGGCAUUCCUCAUGUCAGUGAGUUUUAACCAGCUGAUGAAAGGUCUGGGAGAGACCUACACCUACCUCAUUGCAGGAGAUGACAGGUCUGUGAUGGCCUCUAGGAAGGGACAGAAGAUAGUGCCCUGCACAGGAUUAAGGAAAACUGAAGAAGGUCUAUGUGUUCCACUGACAUUCAAUGAGAGAUUUCUGUCUGCUCCUUCUCAUGGGGACAUGAAAUACCCAACAUCCAGCCAAAGCCCAUUCUCCCCUGGUUCUGGCCCUGACAUCCCCAUACAACAAGUUUGUACCCUGGACUCCUUCUGGUGGCAUUACCUCACCUAUCCUGCUCUCCGAGGUGGCUGCUGGAAGAAGAGGGUGAUCAUCUCGGGCAUUUCGGUGGGACUCGGCAACUGCUUCCUUUGUGGCAGGCCAGAUGGAUACUGCAUGGAUCACCCAGCUGUCUUCUUGCCAGUCCUGGUUGGUUUCAACCCAGUGAGCAUGGCUAGAAAGGACCCCACUGAAGACCCGAGUUCAACAUUCCAACAAGCAGAGUGGAUGCAGAAACUGCAAGAAAAACAGGAAGCUUUUGUGCUUAAUCCUGCUAUUGGGUUCCUCUGGGUUUCACCAGCUCCUCCGCCCGAGCGUUUCAGUAGCUCCUCUCAGUUGAAUGGUGGAAGCACCACAACCCUGCUGGAGACCCUGUUACUGGCAGCCCACAAGACGGUGGAACAGGGCAUUGCAGCAUCGCAGAGAUGCCUUCUGGAAAUCCUGUGGACAUUUGAGAGGGUUCAUUAGGUGACCUGUAGUCAAAGCCCCAAGAUUGCCGCCCUGAUGAAGCAACCCAGCACCAGCCUGGAGAAAAAAGGCCAAGAGUAUCUGGUUGGCUGGCAUUCCUUCAGCGUCAUUGUCAUCAUGGAUGGAGUAGAGUGCAUCCACACCUUGGGUCUCCCCUGGUCUUCUGGCCUAACACUGACCUUACCACUUCUUCCACCGCUGUUCUCUGGACAGCCCAAGGCUUCAUGUAUGGAGAGCCUCCUCCAGGUGAUCCACUUCCUUCAGCCACUGUCAGAUGAUAUUCGGGCUGCUCUCAUCUUCUUCCACAUCCAGGUUGCACACAAGAAGGAACAGGUGAUCCCUGUAGCCUUGCUAAGCCUCCUAAGCUGGUGCUCUAUCCCUGACGCCCAGGCACAGCUGGCUGCUGCUCUCUGUGAAGCUGUCAGGAGCGCCCUCACUGGGCCAGGUCGGAAGCACAGCGCAGACCCCCUGGAGAGCCCAGAUCCUGCCCUGCAGUGA